Messenger RNA from Arachis stenosperma, 1473 nucleotides. Its product is annotated as serine/threonine-protein kinase BIK1-like. Gene Ontology annotation, molecular function: ATP binding; protein kinase activity. The record is from RefSeq and is a predicted model, not a curated record. Lineage: Eukaryota; Viridiplantae; Streptophyta; Magnoliopsida; Fabales; Fabaceae. The transcript is spliced from 6 exons. Bases 1 to 1473 code for a protein of 490 amino acids. Gene Ontology annotation, biological process: protein phosphorylation.
AUGGCAAGUUUCAAGGAACUCUCAAUGGGUGGAGUAGUCUUGAAUAAUUCGAGAAGAAAUUCAUCAAAGGAAAGAAAGAAGAAAGGUGAUGAAGAUGAUUUAGGGCUUAAAAGAAAACUCAAACUUUGGUUUGGUUGCAUGACACUGAUCUUGAGAUCAAAAGCAAAAGAUUCUGCGAGUGAUCACAAAUAUAAAGCAGAUGGAAUAGAGGAGAAAAUUAUUGAUCCCAUAUCAUCAACUCCAAGCAAUUCACCAAAUUUUCAUGGGCCUGGUGGAUCCAGCAUCACUACUCCUAUAGUAAUAAUUGAUGAAGAAAGCGUGGUUAAUCCAAAAAGUUUUACAUACAAACAGCUAAAGUUGGCAACAAAAAAUUUCAAGAGAGAGCAUUUUCUUGGUGAAGGAGGAUUUGGAAGUGUCUUCAAAGGAUGGCUUAGUAGAGAUGAUGCUAUGACUCCAACAAAACCUGGAAUGGGGAUUCCUGUUGCGAUUAAAUCUCUAAACCAAUUCGGUCUUCAAGGCCAUCAAGAAUGGCUCGCUGAAGUAAACUAUCUGAGUCAGCUAAAGCACCCAAAUUUAGUGAAACUAAUUGGAUUUUGCAAUGAAGAUGAUAAGAUGCUGCUUGUUUAUGAGUUCAUGCCUCGUGGAAGCCUUGAAUCCCAUCUCUUUAGGAGAGCUGUGGUGUUUCCAUGGUCCAUCAGAGUGAGAAUAAUGCUUGAUGCUGCAAAGGGACUUGCAUAUCUUCAUGAGAAGACUCAGAAUAAGAAUGCAGUUAUUUUUCGAGACUUCAAGACUUCUAAUAUUCUCUUGGACAAGGAGUUCCAUGCAAAGCUAUCGGACUUUGGUUUUGCAAGGGAUGGACCUGAGGGAGAUAAAACUCACAUAUCAACUAGAGUCAUGGGAACCCAUGGCUAUGCUGCCCCAGAAUAUGUCAUGAAUGGGCACUUGAGUGCGAAGAGUGAUGUGUAUAGUUUUGGAGUGGUGAUGCUGGAGAUGGUGACAGGAAGGAAGGUGAUAGACAGACAAAGGGCACAUAGUGAGAUGAACUUGGUGAGAUGGGCACUGCCCUUAAUAAGGGACAAUGGAAGGAACAGCCAUAUACUCCUCAUUGACCCAAGGCUUUAUGGCCAUUACUCUGCAAAGGCUUCCCUUAAGGCACUUAAGUUGGCCUCUCGCUGCCUCCGCUUCAACCCUUCCAUGAGACCUACCAUGGAUUCAGUUGUUCAAUCCAUCAUCAACUUCCCUCAAGAAGCCUCACCUCUUCCAAUUCCUCCUCCUCCUCCUCCUCCUCCUCCUCGUCUUAAUACUAACUCCAACAAGUAUGGUCUUGUUUCUUCUGCUUCUGCUUCCAGGACCAGCGUGCCCACUCGCUUUCAGGCUUCGCCGUGCCACCUCAACCACCACCACCAAGCUCAUGUUGCUUCAACUUCAUCAACACCAGCAAGGCCUAAUGUUGCAAUUGAUCAAAGACGUUGA